UAUACCACAACCCCAUCACACAUUCACUCGUUUCUUCGUAAGAUUAUGGAAUUUCAUGCCACGUGUAAUUUUCGUACCGGUUCGUACUGAUGAGAGUCCCAGGACCUUUGCUUUGUCUGUGGCUUUAACGACGAAACGUCACAGUUCCACAACUCGAAUCCAACGGUCAGAAUCUCAAUCCUCAACAAUCACAUGAAUCUUGGACCUACCCAUUGUGGUUUUCCAUUAUAAAUAGAUGAUAAAGCACGGGUCCGAAUUCAUAUAUCCCACCAAACACAAAGAAAAAGCAAAGAAGAAGCCAAAGAACAAGAAAGACGGAAUGGCUUCUACAAUGCUCUCCUCUGCCUCGGUCGCCACCUCACCGGCUCAGGCUCAGGCCACGAUGAUCGGUCCGUUCACCGGCCUGAAAUCGUCCGACCCCGUAACCCGCAGGGCCAGCAACGACAUGACCUCACUCGCAAGCAACGGUAGCAAAGUUAACUGCAUGCAGGUGUGGCCGACGACCGGAAAGAAGAAGUUCGAGACCCUAUCGUACCUUCCAGACCUGAGCCAGGAGUCCUUGGCCAAGGAAAUCGAUUACCUUCUCCGAAACAAAUGGAUUAAUCCUUGCCUCGAAUUCCAACUGGGCAACGGUUUCGUGUACCGUGAGAACCACAGGUCCCCGGGAUAUUACGAUGGGCGCUACUGGACGAUGUGGAAAUUGCCAAUGUUCGGAUGCACGGACGCCGUUCAAGUGAUCAAAGAGCUCGAGGAGGCGAAGAGAGAGCACCCCGAUGCCUUCAUCCGGAUAAUCGGAUUCGAUAACGUCCGCCAAGUCCAAUGCAUCAGUUUCAUCGCUUACAAGCCCAAGGGCUUCUAAUAACUUUGAAUAUCAUCUAUACGUAUACGUGUAUAUAUAUAUAUAUAUAUAUCGACCGUGGAUACGAUGAUGUAAGGUAGUGGACUUGUUCCUUUGUGUUGGUGAAGGGCUUUCUCCUGUCUCCGUUCCAACCGGAUCCAUGUUUAUUCUCCGGUUUGUGAGACAUUUUCUGUCGUAUUCCUAAAUGUUCGAUGAAUAAAUACGUAGUUUUGUACGUUCCCUUGGGUUGAUGUUGAGUGUCUUCGUUGUGUA
Tarenaya hassleriana is the source of this 1111-nucleotide messenger RNA. Its product is annotated as ribulose bisphosphate carboxylase small chain, chloroplastic-like. Lineage: Eukaryota; Viridiplantae; Streptophyta; Magnoliopsida; Brassicales; Cleomaceae. The record is from RefSeq and is a predicted model, not a curated record.